AUGGCCAAGCGCGCUCAUAAGAUAGGAUCGCUGCUGUUCUGCCCAGACUGCGGGACGCUGCUGAACCUGCCGCAGGACGGGGACGCGGUGGUGCAGUGCGAACAAUGUGGUCACGAAGAGCCGGCUAGCUCGUACGAGAACAUCGAGAUCGUCACGCGUUCACAUCCAGACGCGUUUCCCUCUCCGCUGAGACAGAAGAGCAAAACACAGACCAAGGUACAUGAAGCCAACGAGGCCUUACUCAAGGUUACGGAAAAGUGUCCCGAGUGCGGACACAUGGAGGCAUAUUCACACGAAGCUCAGCUAAGGAGUGCGGAUGAAGGAUCCACCAUUUUCUACACUUGCGUGAAGUGCAAGUACGGUUGGCGCGUGAACAACUGA
Messenger RNA from Sparassis crispa, 381 nucleotides. Its product is annotated as DNA-directed RNA polymerase I subunit RPA12. The coding region runs from base 1 to 381 and encodes 126 amino acids. Gene Ontology annotation, molecular function: DNA-directed RNA polymerase activity; zinc ion binding; nucleic acid binding. NCBI's taxonomy places the organism in Eukaryota, Fungi, Basidiomycota, Agaricomycetes, Polyporales, Sparassidaceae. Gene Ontology annotation, biological process: termination of RNA polymerase I transcription; DNA-templated transcription. Gene Ontology annotation, cellular component: RNA polymerase I complex. The record is from RefSeq and is a predicted model, not a curated record. The transcript is spliced from 6 exons.